This is a messenger RNA of Oryza brachyantha (malo sina), 2436 nucleotides long. RefSeq names its product G-type lectin S-receptor-like serine/threonine-protein kinase At2g19130. Lineage: Eukaryota; Viridiplantae; Streptophyta; Magnoliopsida; Poales; Poaceae. The record is from RefSeq and is a predicted model, not a curated record. Gene Ontology annotation, molecular function: ATP binding; protein serine/threonine kinase activity. Bases 1 to 2436 code for a protein of 811 amino acids. The transcript has a single exon. Gene Ontology annotation, biological process: protein phosphorylation; recognition of pollen.
AUGUCUCUCCUCCUUGGCUUCCUCCUCCUCCUCCUCAUGCUCUCCCUGCACUACUCUCCGACGAGCUCCGCCGCCACGGACACGGUGUCGCCGGGCCAUGCGCUGGCCGGCAUGAGCGACAGGCUUGUCUCCAACAACGGCAAGUUCGCGCUCGGUUUCUUCAAGACGGUCAGCGACAACUCCUCCUCCUACACCAGCCGCAACUCUUACCUUUGCAUAUGGUACAACAAGCUCCCCAUGGUAACCCCCCUAUGGUCCGCCAACGGCGAAAGCCCGGUCGUGGACCCCGCCUCGCCGGAGCUGACGAUCUCCGGUGACGGAAACAUGGUCAUCUUGGACCACGUUACCAAGUCCAUUGUGUGGUCUACCGGUGUCAAUGCCACCACCAAUGACACCAUCGCGGUGUUGUUAAAUGAUGGGAACCUUGUGCUUCAGAGUUCCUCGAACUCUUCCAUGGUUUUCUGGCAGAGCUUCGACUACCCGACGGAUAGUCUUUUCAUCGGCGGAAAGAUUUAUCGGAACAAGGUGACUGGCUUGAACCGACGUCUUGUUUCUAGGAAGAACACGAUCGACCAGACCCCUGGUUUAUACUCGCUGGAGUUUGAUAUCAGUGGCGUUGGUCAUUUGGUGUGGAACUCAACUGUAAUAUACUGGUCCACCGGGGAUUGGGAUGGGAAAUUUUUCAGCUUAGCGCCAGAGAUGAUUGGCGCCACCAUACCUAAUUUUACAUUUGUCAACAAUGACAAAGAGGUUUACCUCACAUAUACUAUUACGAAGGAGACGGCGAUUACACGUGCUGGAAUCGAUGUCAAUGGUCGAGGUAUAAUAGGUGUAUGGUAUGACAACUUGCAAAAUUGGUUGAUCAACUACAGGAUGCCCAUACUUCACUGUGAUGUGUACGCAGUCUGUGGACCUUUCACAGUUUGCAACGAUGACAACAAUCCAUUCUGCGAAUGUAUGAAGGGUUUCUCGAUAAAGUCACCAAAGGAUUGGGAUAUAGAAGAUCGAACAGGAGGCUGCAUGAGGAACAGUCCAUUAAACUGUGAUUUUACCAUGAACAAAACAGGUCUUGCAGACAGGUUCUACCAUAUGCAAAGCAUUACAUUACCCCACAAUGGCAUGAAUGUGCAGACAGUUGCAAGCCAAGAUGAAUGCUCUGAGGUUUGCUUGCGCAACUGCUCGUGCACUGCAUAUUCCUAUGGAAAAAGUGGCUGCUCUGUUUGGCAUUACGACUUGUAUAACGUGAGGCAACAAUCUGAUGGAGUAGCUGAUGGGAAUUGGAAAUCUCUUCACAUUCGCGUUGCUGCAAAUGAAAUGCAAACAACUGAAAGGAAGAGAAAGAGUGGAGCCAUCAUUGGUGUUGGUACCGGUGCAGGUAUAGGUGCUCUGAUUUUGAUGAUCAUUCUAAUUGUAUUUUGGAGGAGAAGACAGAAAUGGUUUGCUUGUGGAGUGGAAAUUAACGCUCAAGAAGGCAUUGGGGUCACCGCAUUUCGUUAUAUUGAUUUGCAACGUGCAACCAAAAACUUUUCAGAGAGGUUGGGGGGAGGCAGUUUUGGUUCUGUUUUUAAGGGAUGCUUGAAUGACUCGAUUAUAAUAGCAGUGAAAAGGCUCGACGGCACCCGCCAAGGAGAGAAGCAGUUCAGAGCUGAAGUGAAUUCAAUUGGGAUUAUCCAGCAUAUCAAUUUAGUUAAAUUGAUUGGGUUUUGUUGUGAAGAUGAUAAGAAGUUACUUGUGUAUGAAUACAUGCCAAAUCGCUCCCUUGACGUGCAUCUCUUUAAGGAUAAUGCUAAAGUUUUGGACUGGAAUGUUAGGUACCAAAUAGCUAUCGGAGUUGCUAGAGGCCUUGCUUACUUGCACAGUAGUUGUCGAGAUUGCAUUAUUCACUGUGAUAUCAAGCCAGAGAAUAUACUUCUUGAUGCAUCUUUUGUUCCUAAAAUUGCAGAUUUUGGGAUGGCAAAGGUUUUGGGAAGAGAAUUUAGCCAUGCUCUAACUACAGUGAGAGGAACUAUUGGAUAUCUUGCCCCUGAAUGGAUUAGUGGAACUGUUGUUACGUCUAAAGUCGAUGUUUAUAGCUACGGGAUGGUUUUAUUUGAAAUCAUAUCAGGAAGAAGGAACUCGAGCGAAGUACAUUUUGAAGACGGUGGUUAUUCGGCCUAUUUUCCUAUGCAAGUUGCCCGCCAGCUUAUCGAUGGAGCGAUCAGAAAUUUGGUGGAUGCAAAGUUGCAUGGUGAUGUGAACCUUGAGGAGGUUGAAAGAAUUUGCAAAAUUGCAUGCUGGUGCAUUCAAGAUAGUGAAGUUGAUCGACCGACAAUGUGUGAGGUGGUGCAAUUCUUCGAGGGUAUACUAGAGCUGAAAAUACCGCCAUUGCCAAGAUUGUUGAAUAAUAUCACAGGAGGCUCACAUCCAACAUCGCUGCUAUCCAUAGAUUUACAGUAG